Molecule: messenger RNA, 659 nt
Organism: Raphanus sativus (radish)
Lineage: Eukaryota; Viridiplantae; Streptophyta; Magnoliopsida; Brassicales; Brassicaceae
Exons: 3
Coding region: 139-519 (126 amino acids)
Biological process (GO): maturation of SSU-rRNA from tricistronic rRNA transcript (SSU-rRNA, 5.8S rRNA, LSU-rRNA)
Cellular component (GO): nucleus
Source: RefSeq, a predicted model, not a curated record
UCUAUUUUUUCUUUCUCUUUUGUGUUCCCAUACGCAAAAUCUUCCGGUAUCUGUUCUCCGUUAAACGGAGCAACAAGGCGGAAGAACCAUUUUGUCUUCGGUCGGAACGAGACCCUUUUUGGUUCUCCGGCCGAAGAUAUGGGAACCGGAGGGAAAACGUUCGACGCUCACGUGAUCCCGGCCACGUAUCAUCACAAGCACGUGCGUCCUAUGGCCGGCGACGACUCUGAUCUCCGGAGAGGCAUCGGAGAGCUUCUUUCGCGGUGGGGAGGGCUUCAGAUGGCCGUGAAGAAUAAGUGGGGAGGCAACGAUUCUCUUGAGAAAUCUCAAGAGCUUGCUCACCAUCUUUUUCAUCUCUUGUCUCAAACAAAUGUAAUUACGGUGGAUGAGAUAGAGAGUUUUCUACAUGAGAGCUUGCUUCUUUCUUUCAACACAGAGAUGGAAGAUGGCAGCAUUGAAGAGGUAGCUGAACAAUUGAUGAUACUUCAUGAAGAGAGUUGUUUGCAUGGGAGUCAUUAAGCCAAAGAUGAAUGGAUUAAUUAGUUUUGGUGGGUGGGCUAUUUGAUCGUCCUUUUUGUAUAAUGUAAACUAUAGAUAUGACAAUUUGGUUGAUGACAAGAUGUGAUUAGUUGAGAUAUUAUAGAAUAUAUGAAUCCAAG